Messenger RNA from Trichoderma asperellum CBS 433.97, 17724 nucleotides. RefSeq names its product NRPS. NCBI's taxonomy places the organism in Eukaryota, Fungi, Ascomycota, Sordariomycetes, Hypocreales, Hypocreaceae. Gene Ontology annotation, cellular component: cytoplasm. Gene Ontology annotation, biological process: secondary metabolite biosynthetic process; amino acid activation for nonribosomal peptide biosynthetic process. Gene Ontology annotation, molecular function: phosphopantetheine binding; catalytic activity. The record is from RefSeq and is a predicted model, not a curated record.
AUGUACCUAUUAUACUUGAUAUUGCAGCUAUACGCGCAUCUACUCCCAUUCAUCAAUGCUCUACACGCUAUGAUGCGUGAGGAGCUCGCCUCUGCUCUGAAUCUAACCUCGGAGCAGUUGCUGCUGGAUCAAUCCUUCUUGGCCCAGGGCGGCGACUCACUCAGCGCCAUCCAGUUGAUGGCCAGGUGUCGUGCCCAAGGUAUCGAGGCAGAUAUCGUCGACAUCUUGAAGUUUGACACCCUGUCCGAACUUCUCUCUGAGCUCGUCACAAGAACGUCCACAAGCAGCUUAACGAGCGUUCCAUCACCCACCGAGUCUGAGCUGUCAGUCUCGGGGAGAUCAGUUACCGAGAUUAGUACUCUCUUUGCUCAGCUCGAAGCAACCGCGCCGCCCUCUGUUGGUCAUGUCCAAAGCAUUGGACCCUGCUCGUUGAUGCAAAACCGAAUAAUCAUUGGCCAGGCGGUACAUCCAGCUGCCUAUCACUGCAGCUUCAUCCUCACCGCGCGUACACGAGAUCAUAGCCCCCUUUCUACUAAUGAUGUUGCCAAACAUUGGCUGUCUGUCGUCCAGCGACAUCCCAGUCUCCGAACAACCUUUAUUGAGAGCACCGAGCGCCCAGGCACUUUUGACCAGAUUGUUUGGGAUCAAGUACAGCCUAGUGUGACCAUUCUUCAGGAUGAGAAGCAGAUCGAUCAAGCCCAGGCUGUUAACAAUAACACAGCCGAAAUCGGUCACCACAUGUACCUUGCAGAAAUGACGCCGAACAAGGUCAUGCUCAGAUUAAACAUUUCUCAUGCCAUUGUCGAUGGUCGGUCCGCCGGCAUCGUUCUCCGAGAUCUUUGCGAUGCAUUCUCAGGCGAGAUGACUCCCGGUCAGACUCUGCGCCAUGCGGAUUUCGCGAUUGCGGAGGACCAACUCGUUGAUCGCACCACUGAAGACUUUUGGAGGGCUUACCUGCAGGGUGCCGAAGAAACCUACCUCGCAGGAAACAAUGUCACCAACAAAGCCAAGACUGGCCUCCACUCGCUGCAAAGAAAAUUGCACAUAUCUCCCGAAAAGACGCGCAAAUUCUGCCAUGACUACGGUAUCACAGUAGUCAACGUGUGCCAGGUUGCCUGGGGCAUGGUUCUCCGAACUUUUGCUCUCAAAGACGACAUCUCAUAUUCCUACAUCACUUCGGGGAGGCAGACAAAAUUACCAGGAAUGUCUGAGGCUGUUGGACUCUUUAUAAGCAGUCUUGUCUUGCGUAUGGACUUCGCUAGCAACAUCAAAGUUCUAGAUCUGCUUAAAAAUGCGAAUGAAGAUGUGCUCCGACAGAUGCCUCAUGACCGAGGCCUCAGGAAAAGAUCAUCAAAAUGGGGUAAUUCAAUUCUGUCAUUCCAGAGAGCGUGGCAGACAGAAGCGAGCGAGAAAGAUUCGCUUCGCUUUGAGGUGCUGAGACGCCUCAGUCCAACAGAUUACGAUCACUCUCUCAAUGUUGAGAUCGGAGACGACACUAUUAUAGUGGACUACGACAUUUGGAAGUCAACAACCGAUGUCGAUUACGCGAAUAAUAUCCUUAGCGCAUAUCUACGGGCCAUUGAGUUCGUUCUGGGUAAUCCAAAUGCUGAAUUUGGCGAAGGGGAUCUCCUUGGACGGGAAGAUUCGAAGUUAUUACAGCAGAUAAACGGGAUACCGCCAACGCCCAACUCAACCUGUAUCCAUACCAUAGUGGCAGAAGUGACUAGCCGUCAGCCCGAUGCUGUGGCUGUUUUUGCGUGGGACGGCACCAUGACUUUCCGGCAACUCGAUAGGGCCGCAAGUGCCCUUGCGAAUCACCUUUCUAACCUCGGCGUUGGUCCUGAAGUUAUGGUGGGCAUGUCCAUGGAUAAAUCUCGCUUUUCUUCAGUCUCAACACUUGCUAUUCUCAAGGCAGGUGGCGUCGUACUUCCAUUGUCGACUCAACAGCCGCUUGCUCGGCUACAGAUUGUCCUCAAUGACACUCGAGCAAAGAUCAUUCUAGUUGAUGCUGAACAGAAAAAGCGCCUUUCCUCUGAGGAGCUUCCUGGGUUGCACCUUGUUGAGAUUACGACCGGAUUUUUGGAAAGUCUUCCCUCGGUUCCAGACGGCCAAGUAAUUUGUCCUCAAGUUGGCACAAGCAAUGCUGCAUGGGUCGUUUACACAUCUGGUAGCACAGGUGUUCCCAAAGGCGUUGUACUUCAGCAUAGCGCAUUAUGUUCAAGUAUUGAGGCCCAUGGGACGUCAUUCGGCGUUACAUCAAACUCGCGUGUUCUACAAUUUGCCUCGCAUACGUUUGACGUUAUGAUACAAGAGACCUUCACGACUCUCUGUAAAGGGGGCUGUGUAUGUAUUCCUUCAGAACAAGAUAGGCUAAACAACCUGGAACAAGCCAUUAUAUCUAUGGAAGUCAACUUCCUUUCACUAACAUCAACCGUUGCUGGGCUCCUCAAUCCCGCACAUCUUCCCGCGAUUAAGACUGUGAUUUUAAUGGGUGAACCUGUUAAACCUGCUGUUUUAGACCUCUGGAUGCAUCAUGCCGACUGCUACGAGUCAUAUGCACCUUCUGAGUGCAGUAUCUACGCCACUUGUUCUCCUCAGCCGAUGAAAAAUUUGAAAGAAGCACCAGUGCUCGGAGCUCCUCUAUCUAGCUGUUUCUGGGUCGUUGAUCCUAAAAAUUACAAUCACUUGCUUCCUUUCGGGGCACCUGGAGAAUUGCUUAUUGAAGGGCCAUUGCUGGCCCGUGGGUACCUGAAUGACAUUGAAAAAACAAACAAGUCGUUUAUCAUAGACCCUGAUUUCGUUAAACGUCUUGGUCUUGGUUCUGGCCGUCGCAUGUAUCGUACAGGUGAUCUUGUGAAGCGGAACAACAAUGGCACAUACUCAACCCUCGGGAGACGAGAUAUGCAAAUCAACAUUCGAGGGCAGCGUGUCGAAAUUGGUGAAGUCGAAUACCACAUUACUCAGCGAGCCCCUGGAGUGCAAGCUGUCAUUGUGCUUUUGAAGCAUCAUUUCGACAAUGAAAAGCUAGUCGCUGCUUUUAGCUUGGGCGAGGAUGCAGCAACGUACGAUAGCCUGACCGUUGAGGAAGGUGGCGAUGCUAUCGACAAACAAGCCGCAAUGCUUGUCGCCUCAGACCUCCAGCAAUACCUAGCACAGCAUGUCCCAGAUUACAUGAUCCCUCGCACUUGGGUGCCCCUCGCGAAGUUGCCUGUCAACACAUCGGGCAAGGCUGAUCGGCGGGCUGUUUCUACGUGGAUACACGGUCUUAGUGACGAAGAAAUCGCCUUGUUUUCUGAUUUUGAGCAAACACAGACUGAGGAAGACGUGCAAGCAACGACUACUGAACAGAAUAUCCGGCAAAUCUGGAGCAAAGUUUUGAACGUGCCCGUCUCACGCAUCAAGUUCCGGCGAUCCUUCCUCUCCUAUGGAGGUGAUUCAAUCACGGCAAUGCAAGUUGUCUCGGCGUGCCGUCAGCUUGGUAUCUCACUAUCUGUACGACAGGUCUUACAAAGUGGAGGUAUUUCGGUACUUGCGCUGGAAGCCGGAAUGGCGUCGCCGACCAACUCUGCACACAUUCCGGAUGAGCCAUUUGAUCUCUCGCCGGCACAGCUCAUGUACUUUAACGAGAUUGGAGGAUUACGAUCUGACGGUGACUACCGGUACAAUCAGAGCGCCUGCCUUGAGUUGCAGCAGUCAGUGCCCCAGACCAAGAUUGCCGACGCAAUCGAGGCGUUGGUCGCGAAACAUGCCAUGCUACGAGCACGCUUUCAUCACAGCGAGACUAGAGGAUGGCAGCAACGCGUUGAGAAGCAGCUGGCCGAGUCCUAUCACUUCCACACACACGUUUCAAAAGAUGACGAGGCCGCACAGGAGAUUCUACAACAGUCCCAGACUUCGCUCAAUAUCCAAGAUGGUCCCCUAUUCGCUGCUGAUUUGAUCGAGAUUAAAUACCCAGAACGACAAAUCCUCUUCCUGACCGCCCAUCAUCUCGUAAUCGACCUGAUGUCGUGGAGAAUCGUGCUACAAGACCUCGAGCAGCUCCUUCUGGGUGGAACAGCACAUGCUUCCCACUCGAUGCCGUUCCCAGCAUGGUGUGGCGCACUUGCUGAGGAAGUGCGCCACCCCAGCCACGACGAGGUUGUGUCUUCCGUGCCAGACACUGCUUCAACGUGGAAUUACUGGGGCAUCGGACCGGGACAAUAUACGUCGUCAGAGCAAGUCUUUGCCACUUCUGAGAUCGACCAGCAUACAACCGACUUGCUCCUAGGGCCUGAUGUUCACACCGCUAUCCGGUCCACUCCGGUAGACAUCCUUCUUGCUGCACUCAUGAUUUCCUUUCAACAUGCGUUCCCGGACCGUGUGAUUCCCGAAAUUUUCAUCGAGGGGCAUGGACGUAGUGUUCCGAUGGAUCAUGAUUUGUCUGACACAGUUGGAUGGUUCACCACCAUCACUCCACUGGGCGUCAGCCACCAUAAUGAUGACCUUGACAUUGUAUCUGCGGUCAAGCUAGUUAAAGAACUCCGACGAACUAGUGCGGAUCGGCAAGUAUCUGAUUUCGCUAACCAAUAUCUAACUACAGAAGACAGGAAACGAUCUACAUCAUAUAGCACCCGUGAGAUUAUGUUUAACUAUCAUGGGCACUUCCAACAGCUCGAACGUGCCGAGAGCCUUUUCCGCUUGGAUAAACUCCACGCAAAGCUUCAAGAUCCGCAAUCCGCCAUUGCUUCGGUAGGAGGGAGUGUGAAGCUGCAAGCAGCACUAAAUAUCGAAGUAUCUAUCGAAUCUAGAAAGAUGCAGAUGAGAUUAGGCUUCAGUAAAAACUCUCACAGAGGCAAUGAAAUUCGGCAGUGGGUUCAAGACUGUAGCCGGAUGGUUUCUGAGGUAGUGAAUGUGCUCCUUCACACAUCGCCAACUGUUACUAUAAGCGAUUUUCCACUUGCUCGUCUUAACAGCGACCGAGAUCUUGUCACAGUGAAGGAGCAAUGCUUGUUGCCGGCCGGAAUCACGUCGUGGCAGGACGUUCAAGAUAUAUUGCCGUGUUCUCCUAUACAGCAAGGGAUCCUACUCAGUCAGAUGAAGUCGCCUUCUACCUACUGGCUGAAAGAAACUUGUCGUGUGCUUCCUACUUCAAAUUCAAAUAGUGUCGAUAUCGACAGGCUUGCCAAUGCUUGGCGUGUUGUCGUCCAACAACAUUCGAUCAUGCGUACCAUCUUCACUUCAACGCCACUUCAUCAAGAUCGAUUAUACCAAGUGGUACUCGCAUCUCCAAAUGUUACUAUCAAGGUUGUUACUUGCGUCGAAUCUGAAGUGCAGCAGUGUCUAGAGCAACACUCGCUUCGAGAUUAUCAGCCUGGACAGCCGUUACACCAGUUCCUAAUUGUCACGACCACGGGUGGCGAUGUAUAUGGGCAGUUUGAGAUAAGCCAUGCUCUCGUGGAUGCAUCAUCUGUUCAGCUCCUGGUGGAGGCUCUGCUAAGAGCGUAUGAGGCUCCUAAGGCAACAGCAAUUCAGGAAUCAAAUUACAGCACGUACGUCUCUUACCUCGAGCGUCGGUCCGAGGAGGAAGACCUACAAUAUUGGCAGAACUUGCUUGGUUCCGCACAGCCAUGCAAUUUGCAGUCAGAUCAAAACCUUGGCGCACUUUCGAACGAUGCGGAUGAUGCCAUGAAAACACAUUCGCUGAGUGUGAGCGAAGUAAUACAAGAUACGAUGGCUGUGUACAACUUCUGCCAGACGCACAGCGUCACUGUUGCCAACGUUGUCCAGUUAGCCUGGGCGUUAGUUCUAGCAUCGAGGGUUGAUUCAAGAGACCAAAUAUCAUUUGGUUACUUGUCCAGCGGUCGUGACGUGCCUAUCGACGGUGUAGAUGUGCUCAUUGGGCCCAUGAUUAACAUGAUGAUCUGCCACUUUGAUGUUGAGUCUAUGUCUGGGUUGACCUCGUCAGAGGCUGUUCAGGCCGUGCAAAACCGCUUCUUGGAGGGCUUUGAUCACCAGAGAGUUUCUUUGGCCACGCUACAACAUUCUCUCCAACAGUCCUUGUUCAACACUACCAUCUCGUACAGACGGGCGCAGGGUGCAGGUCACACCAAACAAGCAGGGUCGCUACAACUAGAGAGGAUCGAAGUAGACGAAUCUACUGAGUACGACUUUAGUCUAAAUAUAUUGGCAUCAGACACGGGCAUUGAGUUUGAUCUCCAAUACUGGUCUUCAGUUGCAAGUCCAGGAGCAGCUCAAAGCCUAAUUGCUCAACUCAGACACAUCGUGACCCUGAUCUGCAUGAACCCGGCCGUUCGCAUCGGUGAUCUCGAGUUGCUGUCACCCGAAGAUCAGCUAGCCAUCAAAACAAGCAAUAGCAUUGUUCCUGCCGCAACGGAGAACCUCAUCCACACUAUGACCCAUGAUGUUGCAAUUCGCCAACCCGACGCGGUGGCUAUCAAUGCUUGGGAUGGCACAAUGACCUACGCUGAAGUCGAGGAGGCUGCUAGCCGCCUCGCGCACUAUCUUGCUACGUCUUUCGACAUUGGUCCGGAAAUCAAAGUUGGAAUAUGCAUGGAUAAGUCCAUGUGGACUGUGGUGGCAAUGCUGGCAACGCUCAAGGUGGGCGCCGUAGUCUUGCCGUUGUCGACGCAACAGCCACUUGCGAGAUUGCAGCUGGUGUUGAACGAUACACAAGCGCCUAUUAUCCUGGUUGACUCCAAGCAACUAAGCCGUUUAUCAAGUCUCGAUCCCCAUCUCGUUCUAAUGGAUGAGGAGCUGGUAAAGGGUCUUCCUGCUCUCACAACAGAGAGUCUCGGCGCCGAGGUUCGACCUGACAAUGCUGCAUGGAUCGUGUACACAUCUGGCAGCACCGGCAUUCCAAAAGGCGUAGUCCUUCAACAUCACGCAUUAUGCACGAGUCUACUUGCACACGGCACUGCGUUUGGCCUUGAGGCGUCCCACCGUGUCUUACAGUUUGCAUCGCACACUUUCGAUGUGACGAUCCAAGAAGUGUUCACUACGUUCUUCUUUGGCGGAUGUGUAUGCAUCCCAUCCGAAGAGGAUCGACUCAACAACCUAGAACACUCCAUUCUUUCCCUUGGUGUGAAUUUCUUAUCGCUCACGUCGACUGUGGCCGGACUGCUCGAACCACAACAUCUCCCUGCCGUGCGACAGGUCAUUCUUUUAGGAGAGCCAGUCAACCCCCUCGUUCUUGAGAAAUGGCUCAAACACGGAGCUACCGUCCUUGGCGCAUAUGGUCCUUCAGAAUGUAGCAUUCAAGUGACUACAUCAAAGCAGCCCUUUGCACACCGUAAGCAGGCGCCUGUGCUUGGUGUUCCUUUGGCGAGCAAUUUCUGGGUUGUAGACCCAACCGACCCUGACUACGAACGACUUUGUCCAAUUGGAGCUCCGGGUGAGCUUCUCAUUGAAGGUCCGCUGCUCGCCCGAGAGUACCUCAACGACCCAGGAAAGACUGCCAAGUCUUUUGUUGUCGAUCCUGCAUUUUUGAAGCGAUACCAAAUAGGAGGUGGAACUGGGCGACGCAUGUACCGCACUGGCGACUUGGUACGGCAGAAUUAUGAUGGGACCUACACUAUUCUAGGUCGCCGCGACACCCAAAUCAAGAUUCGCGGCCAACGGGUGGAAAUAGGAGAGGUCGAAUAUCACAUUGGCAGGCACUCCUCCGGGGUCCAUGCCGCUGUUGUCCUAUUGCGAGGCAGUAAUCCCGACGAUACGAAGCUCGUGGCGGGCUUCAGCCUCCCAAGUCACGCUGGAUAUAAUAGCACCACUGUGGAGGAAGCUCAAGAUGUUGACAAGCCAGCUGCGAUGCUGGUCGCUUCCGAGGUCCAGCACUACCUGUCACAACAUAUUCCAGUAUACAUGAUUCCACACCUUUGGGUUCCUCUGAAAAAGCUUCCUGUCAAUCAGAAUGGAAAGAUUGACCGCUUGAGUCUAUCAAAAUAUAUCAAUGGUCUGAGCGCCGAGGAGUUGGCUUCGUAUUCUGAUUUCCAGUCCGUCGACCCCCAGGCAGGCGAUGAACAAGAACUUCCCGCGACACCUGUUGAGCGACAGAUUCGUGAAAUUUGGUCCAAGGUGCUGAACGUCAGGAACAUCACCUAUCGCCGUUCUUUCCUGUCAUAUGGCGGUGAUUCGAUUACGGCAAUGCAGGUUGUGUCGGCAUGUCGCAAGUCAGGUCUUACUUUGACUGUCCGUGAGGUCCUGCAGAGCCACGCUAUUUCUGAGCUGGCACUCGUCGCCCGUGACAUAAAGAAGCCCGCUCUUCUUGGCGAGCAGCUCCUCAGAGCCACUGAGAUUCCCGAUGGGCCGUUUGAUCUUUCACCAGCUCAGAGCAUGUAUUUCAAGGAUAUCGCCUUAGAUGGGUUGCAAUCUCGAGGAGAUUAUCGUUUCAAUCAGAGUGUUGUUUUCCAACUUCAAGAGCCAGUCCAACAGCAGGCCAAGGUAGCUCGUGCAAUCGAAGUCUUAGUUUCCAAGCAUGCCAUGCUACGUGCCCGCUUCCAAGCCAAGACUGGUGACAAGAAAGGCUGGCAGCAACGCAUCAACAAUAAUCUCGUCGGGUCAUACCACUUCCAGACUCAUGUUCUGCCAGAUGACGAGGAGGCACGAGCAAUAAUUCGAUCGUCGCAGGCCUCACUAGACAUUGAGCACGGCCCCGUCUUCGCCGCAGAUUUCAUUGAACUUCCUGACCGCCAGCUUAUCUUCUUGACUGCCCAUCAUUUGGUUAUCGAUUUGAUGUCUUGGAGAAUCAUUACCCAAGAUCUCGAGCAUCUGCUUAGGGAUGGCACUACUACAUCGGCAUCAGAAUCCCUCAGCUUCCCUUCGUGGUGUGCCGUGCUAUUACAACAAGCGCAACAGCGUUACGAUCAUGACAAGGGUGCUAUGACAGUCCCAGAUAUCUUAGAGAUAGCAGACCAUGUACCCUCUUGGGACUACUGGGGAAUCAAGCGUGGCCAGUACAUAUGGGCAGACCAAGCUUUUGCGACGGCAACUGUAGAUAAACUAACCACCAGUCUACUCCUUGGAUCGGCAAAUCAAGCACUCCGAACCUCGCCAGCAGACAUCUUGAUGGCUGCUCUUUAUGUCUCGUUCCGCAAAGUCUUUACCGAUCGAUCGGGUCCAUCCAUCUUUAUCGAAGGUCACGGCCGUGGCGGUGAUGCCUCGUAUUAUGACUUGUCGGAGACGGUGGGAUGGUUGACCACCAUCACGCAGCUACGCCUUUCCCAUAACCAAGAGCAAGACGGCGCGAGCGCAGUGCCUCUGGUGAAGCAAGUCAAGGAUGUCCGCAAGCUUGACAUGGAGGGUCAGGCUCUUGCAUUUGCCUCGCAGUAUAUGCUCCAGGAUAAUGUUGCCGAUAGAGUAGGUCCCAUUGAGGUUCUCUUCAAUUUCCACGGUCAAUUCCAGCAGCUUGAACGCCAGGGUGGCUUGCUUCGCUUCGAUAGACUCCAUCAACCAGGCGGACAAUCCGAUAUAUCCUCAACUGGAGGUAAGGUCAAAAUGCAGGCGGCACUGAACGUCGAGAUUUCGGUUGAGGACGGCCAAGCUCAGAUUAGCAUUGGAUUCAGCAAACACUCUCCCAAACAGGACGCUAUCCGUCAAUGGUGUUCAGAAUACAGUGAAGCCAUCGUCGCGACUGUUACUGAACUAAGCAAUACCAUCCCAACGGCUACCGCGAGCGAUUUCCCACUCGCCCAUCUCACCAACCCUGACCUCGCCCUAGUGAAGCAACGGUGUCUCGACCCAGUCGGUGUUGCUUGGGAAGAUGUCGAGGAUGUCCUACCAUGCUCUCCCGUCCAGCAGGGCAUUCUGCUCAGUCAGCUUAAAGCGCCUUCGUCCUACCUUUUGAAGCAAACCUGCCGGAUCUUACCGGGUUCCAACACAAUCACGGGCCAGAUAGACACUAGUCGAUUAGCAACGGCCUGGAACCACGUCAUACAACAGCAUUCAAUCAUGCGCACCAUCUUUACUAGGGCGCUGCUGCACCAGGAUCGCUUCUACCAGAUCGUACUAAAGUCUGCAGAGGUUGAGGUUCACACCAUUGAAUGUACUACAGAUACCGACGUUCAAGAAUGCGUCGAGAGACUUGCGGCUCAUAGUGGAACUCACCCUGGUCGACCACAGCAUCAAUUUACGAUCAUAAAAACCACCAAAGAGGGCCAUGUCUACGGCCACUUUGAGAUUAGUCAUGCACUUGUCGAUGCCUCCUCGGUGCAGAUCCUUAUCGCAUCCAUGUUACAGGCAUAUGAAGGCGUUGCUAUCAUCCCACCUUCAAAUUACGGUUCAUAUGUGUCUUACCUUGAAGAGGCCAGCUCCGAGGAGGAAGACCUACGCUACUGGCAAGGCCUACUUGCUACAGCGGAGCCUUGUAACCUGCAGCUGAACCAGGCACCUUUUGCAGAAGUUAUAGAGGUAGAGGAGGAAACCGAACCGGUCGUGGCUGUAGUCUUGCAAGACCUUUCAGAACUCCAAAACUUUUGCCGGACUCAUAGUGUCACACCUGCCAACAUUUUCCAGUUGGCAUGGUCAAUCGUGCUCGGGUCCCGUAUGGAUUCCCCCCAGAUAUCCUUCGGUUACCUUUCAAGCGGAAGAGAUGUUCCUAUCGACGGCGUAGACACGCUUGUCGGACCAAUGAUCAACAUGAUGAUCUGCCACCUCGAGCUGGAUUACGAUAUGACACCAUCCAAAGCGGCCCAACAAGUCCAGAACCAGUUUCUCAAAGGCUUCGAUCACCAACGCGCACCUUUAGCUGCUAUCCAGCACUCUCUGCAUGCAUCACAGCAAAACCUGUUCAACACCACCCUGUCAUAUCGACGAGCCGCUGCCGAUAGCGCCGGCCAUGGACAGUCAAUCCAGCUUCAACAGGUCGAUGCAGCAGAAUCUACGGAUUAUGAUUUCAAUUUAAGCGUCAAUGCUGCAGACUCUAGCAUUGAGUUAGUCAUCCAGUAUUUGCCAACGGCCGCCAACAAGGGCGCAGCCCAUCGGCUGUUGUGCCAGCUGAAACAUGUCAUCGGAGCACUCUGCAGCACCGUCAACGCAGACACGCCUCUGGGCGACCUCGAGCUUAUCUCCCAAGAAGAUGAGAAGCAAAUCAGCAACACUAACUCCCAGGUACCUGCUGCAGUGGAGACUUGUAUCCAUUCGCUUUUCCAAGAGAUGGCAGCCUCUCAGCCAUCAGCCGAAGCCAUAUACGCAUGGGACGGCACAAUGACAUACCAAGCACUCGAUGAGGCGGCCAGCAGGUUGGCAUAUCAUCUCACUGGUCUUGGUAUCGGCCCGGAAAUUAUGGUUGGCAUGUGUAUGGACAAGUCUCGCUGGGCAGCAGUGUCCACACUAGCAACGCUGAAAGCAGGCGGCGUAGUCCUACCAUUGGCGACACAACAGCCUCUGACGCGACUAAACAUGGUCUUGGAGGAUACGAAAGCACCCAUCGUCCUCGUCGACGCUGCGCAGCAGGAACGAUUAGCCGGUGUUGGGCCCCAACUGAUUAAGGUUGACUCAGUGCUGCUCGACACACUUCCUGCUCCUCCCACAAAUCGACCUCUUUGCCCCCAAGUCGACACCAAUAAUGCUGCCUGGGUAGUGUACACAUCUGGCAGUACAGGCCAACCCAAAGGAGUCGUUCUCCAGCAUCGUGCCUUGUGCUCGAGUAUUCAAUCACAUGGUGCGGCUUUCGGUGUUGGGAGACGCUCUCGCGUCUUGCAGUUUGCCUCUCACACGUUUGAUGUGACAAUCCAAGAGAUGUUUACCACGCUAUGUCGCGGCGGGUGUGUAUGCAUCCCGUCCGAAGACCAGAGACUGAACCAUUUAGAACAGGCAACUCUCGAUAUGGGCGUUAACUUCCUAUCCUUAACCUCGACUGUGGCCGGACUUUUAAGUCCAGCAAGACUGCACGCUGUCAAAACUGUCAUCCUUAUGGGAGAGCCAGUCAAGCCUGCUGUCGUUGACUUGUGGAAGGAUCAGGCGACGGUGCUCGAAUCUUACGCGCCUUCAGAGUGCAGUAUUUACGCAACCUGCUCGCCUCGAUCCAUGACAAACCACAAGCAGGUUCCUGUUCUUGGUGUUCCUCUGUCAAGUUGUUUCUGGGUCGUCGACACCAAGGAUUACAAUCGAUUAUGCCCCAUCGGAGCUCCAGGUGAACUUCUUAUUGAGGGACCUCUUCUCGCCCGGGGGUACCUAAAUGAUCCUGUCAAGACCGACAAGUCCUUUGUGACUGAUCCUAGCUUCCUUGCUCGCUGCGGACUCGACGGCAAGUCUGGCCGGCGUAUGUACCGAACCGGAGAUCUGGUACGCCAAAAUGAGGAUGGCACUUAUACCACACUUGGACGCCGCGACAUGCAGGUCAAGAUCUGGGGUCAGCGUGUGGAGACGGGUGAGAUUGAGUACUGGGUGGUACGAUCACGACCUGAAAUCCGCACCGCUGCAGCCAUGCUCGCUCAACUUGGCACUUCCCGAGACCAAGGCGUACUUGCCGUGGCCGUAGAUUUCACAGAUGAAGUCCUGGAUGAGAUGAAGGCGGAUGCGGACGGCUUCCUAGAGCCUUCUCCAAGCCUCUUGGAUACAUUUGAAGAAAUCCGCAACAGCUUAAUGGGGGUCCUGCCCCGUUAUAUGGUCCCAGAGUUAUUUGUACCCAUGGCGAGCUUGCCCCUCAAUUCGUCUGGAAAAUUGGACCGACGCGCGAUCCAGGGAGCCAUUUCUUCACUGAGUAGCCAGGGCAAGCUGGAGAGCUACCUCCCCAGCACAGGCAUCAAAACAGAAGUGUCGAGCGCGACUGCAAGAGAGCUUCGAAGUCUUUGGGCUAAGGUCUUGGGCCGACCAGAGAAUACCAUCGGAGCCAACGACAACUUCUUCCACACUGGCGGCGACUCGUUGAUGGCCAUGAGACUAGUGCAGUAUUCUCGCGACGCCUCAUUUUCACUAACAGUUGCUCAAGUCUUUGCACAUCCGCGCCUAGAGGACCUUGCAGGAGUCCUAGAGAAGUCAUCAAGCACCGAUGUACUAGACCAAGGUCAAGGACAUGGCGAUCCACCUCCUUUCUCACUAUGGUCAGAAGUUCAUACGCUCGAGAAGCCAGAUGAAUUGCAAUCUCUCCUUGCAGACGUGGCCGAACGAUGCGGCUUAACUGUAGCGCAGAUAGAGGAUGUCUAUCCCUGCACACCACUGCAGGAAGGUCUGAUGAUUGCAACUGCUCGUCGAUCCACAGCGUAUGUUGGUCGCCAAAUGUUUACUCUUGACGAAAAAGUGGAUGAAAAUAGGCUGCAGGUCGCAUGGCAACAAGUGACCGCAGUUGCGCCAAUUCUUCGAACAAGAAUUGUCCUCGGACGAAGCUCCGGGUCGUUACAAGUUGUAGUCAAGGAUACCGUCAACAUUCCAUGGCACACAAGUAAUUCAUUAGACGCCUAUCUUGACAAGGAUCGCGCCAUGGGGAUGGCAGACGGCCAGCCACUAAUGCGACUCGGAUACGUGGAGGCUUCAUCCUCUUCCAGGAGAAAGCGAUACCUAGUGUGGACUGCACACCACGCCAUAUACGAUGGCUACAGCAUGCAAAUGCUGUUCCAACAGGUCGCAGCAGCCUACCAGCAACAGACUCUGCCUCCCACGGUGCCCUUCUCGCGCUUCAUAGGAUACCUUGGUAAUAACGCCAACAAUGAUGAGGCUGCAAGCUUCUGGCGAGCUCAAUUGUCAGGGAGCGAGGUGACUGCUGGCUUCCCAUUACUCCCUCACCCCAACUACCAGCCGAGGCCGACACAACUACAGAAGCGACAAUUACAGUUGGGCCAGCAUCAGAAUCCUCAUGUGGCAGCCUUACUGCGCGCAGCGUGGGCCAUGGUUAUUGCCCAGUAUGCUGGCGGUCUUGAUGAAGUACUUUUUGCAGUCGCACUUUCUGGUCGCAACGCUGCUGUCGCUGGGAUAAUGGACAUGCUAGCCCCGACAGUUACAACUGUGCCUUUGAGAAUUCAUGUUGAUUCCAGCUCAGGCGUGGGCGAGUUUCUCGACAAGGUGAAGCAACAGGCCAUUGAAAUGAUGCCCUUUGAGCACACGGGUCUGCAGCGCAUCAAGCAGCAUGUGCCAGACCUUGUACCAGCCCUUGACUUGCACCAUGUUUUCAUUGUUCAGCCAUCACUAAGCGGAGCUGAGAGUGGCUCCGAUGGUCUUCCUGAAUUAGUGCAACAACCUCUAGCAUCUGAGCCUUUCCAUACCUCUGCGCUGACCGUGGAGUGCAUCAUGACCAAAGAUCCUAGUCGAGUCACAGUCGAAGCUCGUUUUGAUCCAGCCGUCGUAUCGCCCCAGGCCAUGAAUCGAAUUCUCGAAUCUUUUGCCCAUGUCGCUGCUCAGCUCUCUCAAGCUGAGCCGCACCUGCGGAUUAGCGAUAUCCAGACCUUGGCUCCAUCAGAUGUAAGCCGUAUCCGAGUAAAGAACACACAGAUGCCACCGAGACCAGAAGGGUGCCUACAUGACGGUAUCCUAGCCAAGGCACUAGAACAGCCCUUUGCCGAGGCUGUGUGCGCUUGGGACGGUAAUUUGACCUACGCAGAACUAGACCGAUGGUCUGCCCGACUUGCAAAUCAUUUGGUGGACAUAGGCGUCGCGCCUGAAUCCAACGUGGGACUCUCCAUGGCCAAGUCCAAAUGGGCCGUGGUUGUUAUGCUUGCCAUCCUACGAGCAGGGGCAACAAUAGUGCCUCUUGGUAUCCAGCUUCCUCCCACACGCAUUGAAGGCAUCAUGCGCGACGCCGAAGUCCGAUUUGUGGUUGCCGAUGAGCAGCAGGCGGUCCGUUUAACAGAUAAGGGAACCCACAUCGUCACUCUCGGAUCCACAUUAUUAGAUGACCUUGCCUCAAAUUGCAGCUCAUCGUUCACCACGCGACAACCCAAGCCAGUCGCUGGUGCUUUCAUCAUCUAUACAUCUGGCAGCACAGGUGUGCCAAAGGGCGUUGUUCUUGAGCAUGGUGCUCUAUCGGCGAGCGCCCAAGCUCAUGGAGCAGCCUUUGGUCUAGAUGCUAGCUCACGUGUCUUGCAGUUUGCUGCCUACACUUUUGAUGUGUCGAUACAGGAGAAUUUUACUACUCUUCACUACGGCGGUUGUGUGUGUGUGCCUUCGGAAGACGACCGUAUGAACAACCUCGAAGGGUACAUAACAGCAACGGGUGUCAACUUCAUGUCCCUGACAUCGACUGUGGCAGAAUUUUUGGACCCAAUCAAUAUUCCAACUGUCGAAACUCUAGUUCUUCUUGGCGAGCCUGUGACUCCAACGGUCGUGGACCUCUGGUCGGGCCAUGCAUCCGUAUUAAACGCCUAUGGGCCGGCAGAAUGUUCAAUCCAUUCUACUUGCUCAUCCCCUCUCAUCCACCGGAAGCACGCAUCACAGAUAGGACGGCCUCUACCAGGGUUAUGCUUUUGGGUUGCGGAUCCACGCGACUAUAAUCGGCUCUGUCCACCUGGUGUUGCGGGCGAACUACUCAUCGAAGGUCAUUUCCUCGCUCGCGGAUACCUCAACGACCCGGCCAAAACAACGACUUCGUUUGUUAUCGAUCCCGAAUUUGUUCAGCAAUAUGACCUUGGUCGCAAUCGCCGCAUGUACCGCACAGGCGAUCUCGUUCAGCAAAAUGACGAUGGCACAUACAAUAUGCUUGGUCGAAGGGAUACGCAGGUCAAGAUACGAGGUCAGCGAGUAGAAUUGGGCGAGAUUGAAUACUGGGUGCUGCGAUGUCUGCCGCAUGUUCGUCGCGCAGCCGUAACUCUGAUUCCCUCCAGGGGGGGUGCUGGUCGCCGGGAAGGGACUCUCGCCGUGGCGAUAGAAUUCGACAAAGAGGGUUUGGACGGGAUUGUGCCUGACGAGUUAUCAAAUAGUCUUCUAGACGUGGCAGGAUCCGAAAAACUCCAGGGCCUUUUCCAACAGCUGUGCAGCAAAUUGAGGGAGGUUGUACCGAGGUACAUGGUGCCGGACCUUUAUAUACCAAUGGCAACAUUACCACUCAACAACUCGGGGAAACUCGACCGUAAAGUCAUUCGUCAAACGCUUGCGAGCAUGACAGACCAGGUUCUCGAGACUUAUCGUCCCAAGCAUGAAACCAGGCCAAAGGCAGAAGAGGCGCUUCCAGAGGUUGCACAGGAACUUGCUCAAAUGUGGUCCACUAUUCUGGGAAAGCCCGUUGAUACAAUUGAGCUUGAGGAUAAUUUUUUCACUCUUGGCGCGGACUCCAUGUCAGCAAUGCAGCUCGUUUCAGCGGCAAAAUCAGCCGGCAUGGACUUGACGGUGACUCAAGUAUUCCAAAACCCUGUCCUGCGCAAUCUUUGCAAGCACGUGGAGCGAAAUGCUUCUGCUCGUUUGACGAGUGUAAAUGGUACGAACCAAAAAGAUAGUAACCGCGAAGAACAGGUGGUGGUGUUGGACGUUACGGCACAGGAUGCAAUCAAAGCUAGCCUGCCAAACCAUAAGGUGGGGACCAUCAUCGAGACUACUGACUUCCAAACUCUCGCCAUAUCUGAACACACACUCCCUGAAGGCAAUGGCGGUCUUGUUAUGUAUAUGACGAUGGCAUUUGAUCGGAAGGUCGACAAAUCCGCCGUCCGUGCGGCCUAUCAACACGCCGUCGACACAACCGAGAUGAUGCGAGCGACCUUUGUGCAAUAUCAUGGUCGUACGUACCAGGCGAUUCUCGAUGGCUUCACCGGCCCAUUCCAAGAAGAAUAUGUGUCUGGUUCAGAGAAUCUGGUAGACUUCUGCCAGUUGCUCAUCCAGAACGAGCGACUCAAAGCGCUACCCUUUAACGAGCCACCGCUCAAAGCCUGGUUUGUGCAGGGAGCAUCCAGGGACACGUUAAUCAUUCGGCUGUCGCAUGCGCAGUACGACGGCCUCUCACUUCCACUACUGCUACAACAGCUCGAUGGGGCUUACACAAACAACAAAUCUGGUAGCAGUCAAAUGUCUCACUUUAUCAACGCUCUCCGAUCCUUGGACAAAGAAUCUGCUACCGAUUACUGGCGCGGACUCCUUCAUCAAUCGAUCAUGCCUGUUCUGCCUGGAACAAGACCACGUCCUGCCGCAGGUUUGAAAAGGGAGACAUUGAUGGCAGGGAACGCCAUUAGAUCAGUCGUCCCUGCUUUCAAGCACCGUCGCGCCGGGGCCACUCCAGCCGCAUACGUCAAGGCGGCAUAUGCAAUGGCCCUCUCCAAGCUGACCGCGACAACCGAUAUCGUAUUUGGUCAUCUCGUCUCGGGUAGAUCAUCGCCCAUUAACGGCAUCGAGCAAGUGAUUGGGCCCUGUGUCAAUUUUGUUCCGAUCCGGGUUGAUGCCUCGUCCGCCGAAUGGGAGACGGUGCUCACCCAGGUCCAAGCCCAGCAGGUCUCGACUCUGCCACACGAACACCUCGGGUUCGAAACUAUCUUUAGAGAAUGCACCAGUUGGUCACUCGUCAAUGGCGACCAUAGCGAGCAUAGCCUCAAUCAGAGUCGUCCCAGGUUUAGUACCAUCCUACAAUACCAGAACCAGUCUCUUGAUGCGAGCCACACUAUUAGAAUGUAUGGCGCAGAAUGCCGGAUAGCUUACGAAGCAACACCGGCCAAUAUUACGGAUAUCUGGGUCAUUGUUGAGCCCCAAGGAAAUGGUGAUGAGCUGCAUAUUGUUGCUGGGUAUUUUGAGGAAGUGAUUGAUUCGGCGACAGUGCAGCGCCUGGUGGAUUAUCUUGUAGAGGCCAUGAGAGUUAUGCAAGAAGGCAAAAUUAUAAAUUCGUAA